Messenger RNA from Filobasidium floriforme, 621 nucleotides. RefSeq names its product SGNH hydrolase-type esterase domain-containing protein. NCBI's taxonomy places the organism in Eukaryota, Fungi, Basidiomycota, Tremellomycetes, Filobasidiales, Filobasidiaceae. The transcript has 6 exons. The record is from RefSeq and is a predicted model, not a curated record. The coding region runs from base 1 to 621 and encodes 206 amino acids.
AUGGUCAAAAGCUAUCCCAAGAUCUUACUCUUAGGCGACUCGCUCACCGAAGGGGCUUUCGGUGUCGACGGCUACGGUUCGGCCAUGGUCGCGGAUUACGCCGCCAAAUGCGACGUCUUGAACCGCGGUUUCGGGGGAUAUAAUUCGCGUACGGUCCUUCAGAAGAUCAAGGACGGUGAAUUCGAAAACGGAGUCGAAGCGGGACAAGCAUCACCGACUCCCAUCAAGCUGGUCGUAAUCAACCUCGGAACGAACGACAGCAACGCCAACGCGGUGCCUAUCGAAGAAUUCGUGUCCAACCUGACCGCGCUCGUCACCUUCUUCAAGAAAACCCACCGAUCAGACGUCCUCCUCCUCACACCCUCGAUGUGCGACCCCGAAGCGUUCCUCGCAUUCCUACACAGCCGGGGCAUCGCCGUCGAGGAUACCGGCAAGAGCAACGAGACCAGUCGACAGUACGCCGAUGCCGUGCUCCAGGUCGGGAGGGAGACUGGAUCGCCAUCGGUGGACUUGUACGAGUUGUUCCUGCAGGUCAAGCGGGACGGGGUCAGGGAUGAAGAACUGUUUACCGAUGGCUUGCAUUACACCCCGAAGGCCUAUCGGAUAUUGCUUGAGAUCUAA